Messenger RNA from Drosophila mojavensis, 1448 nucleotides. RefSeq lists its product as uncharacterized. Gene Ontology annotation, molecular function: peptidyl-prolyl cis-trans isomerase activity. The transcript has a single exon. NCBI's taxonomy places the organism in Eukaryota, Metazoa, Arthropoda, Insecta, Diptera, Drosophilidae. Gene Ontology annotation, biological process: protein peptidyl-prolyl isomerization. The record is from RefSeq and is a predicted model, not a curated record. The coding region runs from base 98 to 1198 and encodes 366 amino acids.
ACUCAGCUCAAUUUGUUAUUGACACGCUUACGUUAAGUUUGGGGUAUUCAGUUUCAGUUAAUUUUUUUUUUAAUUUUGGUGCAUUCAUCGGUUGAAGAUGGUUUCGCACCUGCCGAAAUGCCUGUCAGAGUUUUCGCUCGAGGAGCCAGCUGAGAACGUCGAGGAGGUGCAAAAGAGCAAGUCCGUCGGCUACAAGAAGAAGAAAUUGAAGAAGCACACGCCCAGCAGGCCAAUGGGCGUGCUGGAGUUGGCGCGCUACACAAUGUGGCGCGAGCAUCGGGAGCGUUUGAUGAACAUCGUCAGCGAAAUCGAUCAAUCCCCGCCAGCCACACAGGCGGUGCGCCAGACCCGUGUGAAUGCGCUGCGCGAGGAGGCGCAGCAGUUUAUGCAACGCACCAAGGAGAACAUUCACAUGCUGCUCAAUCUCUCGCAGACGAUGCGCACCCACGGCGCCAUCGAUCCGUUUCGGCACGAUGCGCCGUAUGUGAUGUCCAUGGUGCCGGCGACGAUUAGCGAUCUGGAGCAGCUGGAGCAGGAUAAUUUCGAUAUGGGCAAGCGUCUGUUGAGCAUCGGCAGUGAGAUCGACUCGGGCCUCAAGGCUGAUGGGGCCGCCAACAAACGGGACUCGCAGCCCUUUGUGAUGCCCGAUCGCGCGAUGGCCAAGUACAAGCCGUUCAACAUCAAGCUGCCCUCGACGGACAAGGAGCGCUGGCAGCUCUUCCGUCCGCGCAUCUACUUCGAAAUGUAUCUGAAGGACGCCCGUCCGCUCGGCCGCAUCGUCGUCCAGCUCUACACGGAGGCAGCGCCCGUGGUGGUCCUGCAGCUGGUGCGCGCCUGCAUGUGCAACAUGCACAACAAGUUUCAGAUCAAGCGUCUCUUUCCCAACCUCUGGCUGGACGUCGAGCUGCCCACGGAGAACAACACCGCGCUGAACAGCCCCUUGGAGUACGAUGGCAAGAUCAUUGAUCAUGGCUCCGGCGGCUAUGUGCUCUCGUUUAGCAAGAGCCAUCUGACGGGCUUCGGCGACAGCAUUCCCUUCUCCAUCUCGUUCAAGCCGCUGCAUGUGGUGAACGGCUCCAGGGUCGGCUUCGGCCGUGUCGUCAAGGGCAGCAAGAUCUUCGAGUGCCUGCAGAGCUAUGGCAACAAGAAUGGCACCCUCAGCCGUGGCCUCACCUUCACCGACUGCGGCGUCCUCUGAGCGCCACCAGACUCCACAAUUCCACAGAUACCAAGUCAGUUCCUGUUUCAGUUCGGUUUCAGUUUCAGAUCCACAGCCAAAUUUGAUGUAUUCAAAUAAGUUGGACAGGGUAAACCUAGCAGCACGUAUCAGAUGUCAAAUUUUUGUCGUUUUAGCCAGUGUCUGUUUUAAUGUCAGUCUAGUUUUAAAAGCUAACCAUAUAGGGUCAUAGUAGGGAUACAUGAGAAUAAAAAAAAUUAUUUAGCUAAAA